GAUGCAAUAAACUUAUCAGGAAUAUGUUUACUGCGCUCAUAAAGCAGGCACAGAGAAGAGGUCAGAGUCAACAAUAAAGUCUCUGCAGGUUGUCGGCAAACCUUCAGAUUGAUGUGGCGCGAGAAGGGGGAAAAAGAAGAUGUUUCAUUCGAGGAGCUCAGCGCUUAUUCUGCUAUGGGCUCUGCAGUGGGCUGCUGGCUCUUCAGCUCAGUCGUGUCAAGCUCCUGGGGGGAAAUGUAACUUUGUGCAAGACUGUCCAGACUGGAGUGAUGAGCAAGGCUGUGGCUACAAUGGAAAGGGGUUUGUGUGUGACUUUGAGGAUGAAGGAAUGUGUGGAUGGGCUGACACGUCGUCCGGUGCACAAUACAAAUGGGAGAGACAUCAGAGAGGGGAAACGGUGCCCGACAGUGGACCGUCCACCGAUUACACCACCGGCACAGCCAUAGGUUGGUUCAUGGGAGUCAGUGCAGUGAAUGAAGACUUGCUGCAUACUGCAGUUUUAAUCUCUCCAGAGAUUAAUCAGUCUUCAACAACGUGUCGCCUUCGUCUCAGAUACUUCCUGUGGGACUUGGGUAACACCGGCCUGGGCUCUACGCCCUUGUGGGCAUCUGUCCUCUACCCAGGUGGUGAAGAGGCUGUUGUUUGGCGUCCUGAGGCCUCCAGUGUUCGUGCCUGGAGGGAAGCUCUCAUCUUUCUCGGCCGUAUUCCCUCAACUUUUCAAAUCCGUCUUCACUCACUGCGGUCAGUGGGAAAAAGAGGAGAUGUGGCCAUAGACCAGCUGGAGUUUCUAGACUGUGCUCUUCCCUCACCAGUCCCCGGGGGAAACUGUUCAGCAGGGAUGGUGAAGUGUAACAACGAGGCCUGUGUGGAGGAGCGCCAUCUCUGUGAUGGCAGCGAUGACUGUGGUGAUGGAUCUGAUGAGCUCAACUGCACUGAAUAUCAGUCCUGUGACUUUGAGGAAGACCUGUGCAUUUGGGACCUGAGGUCACUUUCGUCAUUGAAAUGGGUACGGACAAAUCAGACAGAGAUCACCAACACGGAUCCUCUGAAGGGACCAGGCAGAGAUCAUUCUAGUAACUCAGCAUCAGGUCACUUUCUCUAUGUUACGGUCCCCGAUGAGGGUCUCAAAAGGGACUGGGCCUCCUUCCAAAGUCGCCCUCUUGAACCCACCAACAGUUCACAUCCUUGCAAGAUGGUGAUGUACACUCACCAGUUUGGGCCGAGGUCGGGGGGUUUGACGGUGCUGGUUGCAGAUAAAUAUAUCUACCCAGUGUGGGAAAGAGGUGGCUCUCUAGGUGAUCUCUGGGUGAAGGCAGAGGUGGAGAUUGUCACCAACGUCACUUUCCAGAUCCUGAUUAUGGCAGCAAUCAGAAACUUUACAUAUGGAGGUAUCGCGAUUGACAACAUUGUUUUGUCUCCCGAAUGCCGCUUAUCAGCCGGAAAUAAUUCAGUUGAAACAUUCCCUAAUCCCCCCAAAAAUCCAUGUGCUGAACCGGAUAAGUUGUGUGAUUUUCAUAUCGACUGUGAAGGAGCAGAGGAUGAAGCUAAAUGUGGUAAUUUCUCUUACUCUCAGGGCAGCUCUGGGUGGACUGACACCAGUCUUGGGAGUCAAGGUUGGGUACUGUAUCAAAAUUCUACAGCCCAAGAGGAGUAUCUGUAUGUAGCCAAAGCUCCAGGCCAGCAGCUGACUGAAGCCCAAACACGGACCCCCCUCCUAGGCCCCACUGGUGCCAUUUGUAGCAUGAGCUUUGACUAUGCACUAACUGGGAAACCCAGUUAUAUUGGUGAUCUGUCCGUCAGAGUGAUCGACAGCUCAAUGGGCACGGGGCCUAAAUUGUGGGAGUUUAAUGGGAAGACUGGACCAGAGGCAGAGGAUUGGCAACACGCUGACAUACUCAUUGGAUUCAGGAAAAAUCGAUUCCAGCUUGCUUUUGAAGCUCACGCUAUGAAACUUUGUCAGUCCUCCAAGAUUAAAGUGAAAAAUGUCCAAUUUAGUGACUGUCAUGUUGACUAUUAUCCAUUGUCUCCAACAGGAUUGUCAUGUAACUUUGAAGAAGGACUGUGUGGAUGGUAUCAGGACAGCAGCGACAACUUUGACUGGACAAUGCUCAGUGGGAUGGACCAUACUAUCAGUGUUGGCAGAAGCCUUGUCGUGGACAUGAGGAGUCCAUACCUACAUGGUUUGUUUGGACGCUUAAUUUCCUUUCCACAGUCACCGGGUCCUAAAGAUUACUGCCUUUAUUUCUUCUACAAAGUCUAUGGGCCAAAUGCAGGUACUCUGAAUGUGAAGCUAAUAGAUAACAAAGGUUUUGAGCUGGUCCUGUGGACCCACAGUGGAGCUCGUGGAAAUGUUUGGCAUGAAGCACAAUGCCCAGUACCGCACCAGAUCUCAAAAUUUCAUCUGAUGUUUGAAGCCGUUCGCUCUGGCUAUGAUGGACUCGUUGCCAUUGAUGAUGUGACAUUCUUGGAGGGUCCCUGUACCAACCCAAGGAUGUGUUCCUUUGAAGGCCAACAGUGUGGGUACACCAGCUCUAGUAAAGUUCAGUGGCUCCACCGCAGCGGAUACACGUCCACAUCAAAUGGGCCCAAAUUUGAUCACACCCUGGAGACUGAACAGGGUUUCUACAUGGUUGUUAACACUGGAGCAAGCAUCCUUCCCUCAGGCAGCACCGCAGUCCUCACCUCAUCUGUUCGCCAAGGAACUACCCGUACUGAGUGUCUAAAUUUCUGGUAUCACAUGGGAGGAGUGAAUCCAGGUUCUCUUACAGUGUAUAUGAAGCCAGUGAAGGGAGACAGGGUCAAGAUAUUUACAAGCAACCUGAAUCAAGGAGACGUGUGGCGUCAUGGCUAUGGCAACAUUUCGAGCUCCCUUGAGGACUGGCAGUUGGAAUUUGAGGUUGUCGGAGCCGGAGGGAAAGACACUUGCAUUGCAAUCGAUGACAUCUUUCUUUCACAUUAUCCCUGUGAAAAUCAAGAUUCCCCAGGUUCCAAGUGCAGUAUGGAGAGAGGCACAUGCAGCUGGAGCAACACUCAAAACAUGACCAUAGACAAACUGGACUGGGCGCUGACGAGUGCGGAGAUGGAACAUCACUACCCGAUCCCACUUGAGGACCACACUCUGGGCACAGAAAAAGGUCACUUCCUGUUCUUUCCAAGCAGCAAUCGGACAGAAGUGAGUCAAAACGCUCUGCUGCUGAGCCCUCACCUGCCCCCUACUAAGGGCACCUGCCUGAAGUUCUGGGUCUAUAAAAGCCAGUCGUCGGACUGCCAGCUAAAAGUAUGGAGACUCUCCGAAGGUCGUUUCAACCCGCUGGCUGAGACCGAACUUGUUGGACUGUGGAAACGUUUUGACAUCGACAUCACAUCCACUGAGGAAUACCAGAUUGUUUUUGAAGGCGUCAAAGGCACAGCAGGUGUGGUGGCUCUGGAUGACAUCGAAUACACCAUCGGGAUCAACUGCGCUAACAAAGUCACAGAUCCAAUAAAACCCUCCCCAAACCGAGACAAUGCAGGAGGCAUCGCGGCAUCCGUGAUUGUGGUCCUUCUGCUCAUCGGCACGUUGGUCAGCGUGCUGGUUUUCUACCUGCGAACACGACAGACAUCACCUUCCUCAUUUGUUGGUUUCGCUAAUGAUUCUUAUGACACAGACCUCACACAGGACCAUGUUACAGUUCCGCAGACCCAAAACCAUCCGAUGGCAGCUGGGUUCAAUAAUGUCUCUGUCUCUUCUAACACCAGAGAAAUGGAGGUGGAAUGAGACUCACGGUACAAGAGUCCUGCCACCCAAAGGUGGUUUUGUUGAAAAAAAAAAGGUGAUAUCACAGCAGGAGAACUACUUGUGUCACCCUUACAUCACACACACACAUCACACAAACAAUAUGCAAGCAUAGCUCACACACUGACCAACCAAUCUAAGCCUAAUUGGUGAAGAUGCCUCAGAUCAGAUGUGGCUCUGGCUGCAGAUGGAAAGAAGACAAAAGGAGGUCUAAUGUGUUUUGGGUGAAAAUUAACUUGCUCUAAAUCAAGACUGGGCACAGCCCAUGAAUGACAGAAAUGGCUGUAAGUAGAUCCUGUUAGGUAUCUCAGAAACCUCCGACAGUUUUAAGUUAAUUUUAAGUACAAGCAGCGGCAAAGAUUUCAGUAGUUUAAGCCCCCUUUUUUUAGCUUCUAAAAUGGGCUGUUUUAGAUCAAAUAAUUUGCUAGUUCUGGGAAUAAAUAAUCACACUAGCCUAUGAAAAACUAAUAUAACUGUCAGUUCAUAAGGUUUUUCCCCAGCUUCAGCCUAGAGACUACAUGUUUACAUGUUGGCCCACUGAAGUUUGAAACUAUGAGUUUAUAAGAACCCUUGAGUUGCAAUAUGUAAGUGGAGUCCAACUCAUAUUAGGGACUUAAACUCGUAAUUUAUCCACCUCAACCUUGUCACUGAAAAAGAAGGAAAGUUGUGGAGAAAGGAGCAAAGACUGUAAACACACACGUUAAAACUUUGAGGAAGCUGGAUUUAAGUGGACGCUGAGGUAUGCUAGUUUUUGUAAAGAGUGUUGGAGUAAUGCAAUUUUUUAAAUGUAAUUAAGGUUAAUUUUACUCUGUUUUAAAACAAGCUGUGAUUGAGCUCUGAUAAUAAAUAAU
Molecule: messenger RNA, 4626 nt
Organism: Oreochromis aureus
Lineage: Eukaryota; Metazoa; Chordata; Actinopteri; Cichliformes; Cichlidae
Gene: mamdc4
Product: MAM domain containing 4
Exons: 30
Coding region: 140-3757 (1205 amino acids)
Cellular component (GO): membrane
Molecular function (GO): protein binding
Source: RefSeq, a predicted model, not a curated record